CUGUCUGGCUACCGACCCGUGGGCAACUCCUGGCGCUUCUACUUCCUCAGCCUCUUCCAGAUGCACAAUGAGACACUCAACGUGUGGAGCCACUUGGCGGCCGGGGUCUUAGUCGUGCUGAGGUUCUCCGUGUUUGCCGUGACGCGUGGAGGGGGUCUGGUGGGCCUGACACUGAAUGGAUCGGAUGGGCUUGGUCUCUACUUGGACCUGUCCUGUUUGCCCCUGGUUUAUUACUUCCUGUCUGCUCUGACCUAUCUGAGCAGCAGCGCUGCUGCCCACUUGCUACAAUCCCACUCUGAGCUGGCCCACUACUCCCUGUUCUUCCUGGACUACUUGGGAGUGGCUGUGUACCAGUACGGCUGUGCCCUGGCCCUAUACUUCUACAGCUCUGAACCCCAUUGGAGACGCAGUGGAGUGGGGGAGGUGUUUCUCCCUGCUGCAGCUCUCCUGGCCUGGCUGUCCUGCGCCUGCUGCUGCUUUGCCAAACUCAGUUACCGACGGCCAUACCCACUGCACCGCAAACUGUGUCAAGUAAUGCCAACUGGUCUGGCGUACCUGCUAGAUAUCAGCCCUGUGGCAAACAGACUGGCCAACAGUACCUGGGGAGAUAAUCCUGUUAUGCUCUUACAUGCCCUGCAGGUGCUGCUUUUCCUCCUGGCAGCUUUCUUCUUCUCCUGCCCUGUUCCCGAGUGCUUCUUUCCCGGGCGCUGUGACCUAAUUGGUCACGGGCACCAGGUUUUCCACUUCCUGGUCUCCCUGUGCACCCUGACCCAACAGGAAGCUGUGUUCGAGGACUUCCUGUCUCGGCGGGCAUCCCUAAUGAGGGAGCAUGGGGAGUGGCGCCUCCUCCUGGCUACCGUGUCAUUUCCUGUCUUGGUGCUCUGCAGCGCGCUGACGGCCGUGGUCAUGAGGAAACAGGUGGAGAGGAGGCUGAUAAAGGAGGACAGAUAGAGAGUGGCAGAGACAGAAUGGGUGUUCUGGAGCAGGAAUGGUUGAAGGACAGGACGUUGUGGACAGAUGUUGUGGACAAUGUGGGAAAUAAGUGGGUCAGAGAGAAAGACUGGUCGAUGAGGGACAUGUGAUUAAUUGCCAGACCAAUGCUGCCUGAAUGUAUGUGAACCCUUUGUGCAAUUAUUGACUUUUUAGUGUUCACUAUGAAAUCUUCUCUAUGAAAUCAAAUCGGUCUCCCUAAAAUUCACAAAAAAGGACAAAAUAGGGCAUGUAAAUUAGUACAUCUUUGCACAAAUUGGGCAUCACUAAAACGCACAUUAAUUUUUGUAAAUGUUUGCAUUAAUUCACUGUGACAGGCCAUGUCAAUUCACAUUUAGUCUUUUUUGUGUGCCCAUAGUGAGGGAAUUCUUUUUUUGAUCUCCUGCUGAUUUUGUA
Molecule: messenger RNA, 1386 nt
Organism: Esox lucius (northern pike)
Lineage: Eukaryota; Metazoa; Chordata; Actinopteri; Esociformes; Esocidae
Product: membrane progestin receptor beta
Exons: 4
Coding region: 61-951 (296 amino acids)
Biological process (GO): response to steroid hormone
Cellular component (GO): plasma membrane
Molecular function (GO): steroid binding; nuclear steroid receptor activity
Source: RefSeq, a predicted model, not a curated record